AGGGGAUUUCUUGCGAAUUCCUGUAGUAACUGCCGUAUAUAUUAUAUAUGGAAAGGUAUGGCUACUGUAUCUUGAAGCCAAGUUACAAUAUUUUAGAAGUUGGAAGACUAAGCUUCGAGCAAUUAGAUCCUAAAAAGUUUCCAAUUUCAAAACCACCAAGCUGACAUUAAUUUACUGAGCUGACGGGCCCCCUCCUGAUCGCCAUCCUUCUCACAACACACAACAAUCCCAAAUGAGCCUCGAUAUCGUCUCCGCGAUCUCCUGGAAGACUGUGACCUCUCUGAUAUUUGCCAUUGGCCUCGGCGCGUUCAUAAUGGGUUGGCUUAGCCGCAAGAACCACUUUGAUGUGGCUGGGAAGACAGUGCUCUUGACCGGAGCAUCACAAGGAAUGGGUCUCUCGGUGGCGAAAAUUCUCUCGGGGAAAGGUGCCAACGUGGUUAUCGUCGCCCGCAACGUUGGCAAGCUGGAAGCAGCAUUGAGUGAAAUCAAAGCUUCUGCAGCCUCUGCGACCCAGACCUUCCACUACAUAUCUGCCGAUCUUACAGACGCCUCUGAAGCGUCCCGCAUCGUCACUGAUGUGAUGGCUUGGAACAGUGGUGUCUCGCCCGACGUUGUAUGGUGCAUGGCUGGCAGCUCGGAACCUCAGCUAUUCCUAGAUGCGCCCAGCAAGGUGCUCAGGAACCAGAUGGAUAUCAACUACUGGGCAAGUGCAGAAAUGGCGCAGGCAAUACUGAAGGAGUGGCUGGCACCAGGUGAAGCGAGGAGCGAGAGACAAAGACAUUUCAUAUUUACGGCCACAACUCUCGCGUUCUACCCCAUUGUGGGAUACUCGGCAUAUUCUCCAUGCAAAGCUGCGAUGCGCUCGUUAAGUGAUACGCUAUCUCAGGAGAUUCUGCUUUACAGCGACUCAGUUAAAGUUCACACCGUAUUCCCGGGAUCGAUCGACACGCCAGGCUUUGCUCAUGAGAACAUUGGGAAGCCGGCAAUUACCAAGAUUCUCGAAGAACCAGACCCAUUGCAGUCUCCGGAUGCGGUGGCCGCAGCUGCUAUUUCAGGGCUGGAGAGCGGAGAGUACCUGAUCACGACGAACUUACUUGGGUCCAUAAUGAGAGCUUCGGCAUGGGGCAGCUCAGUGAGAAAUAACUGGGUCAUAGAUAACAUACUCGUUUGUAUCGUGGCCUUGGUGUCUUAUUUCAUAUCUGCAGAUAUUAACGGGAAAGUGCGGAAGUAUGGAAAGACGAACGGGCAUCCGAGCACUUUCAAGGGCUAAUUACCAACAAACAACCCUCUUAAGAGAUAAUAAUGUAUUGUAUUGCCUAUCUGCUUUUAUUCUAUCUCUAAUCUCGUGGUACUGUUAUUGAAGUGUCUUAAUUGCCCCUAUUCGGUGGAGGUGGAAUUUUACCGCCCGGCUCAGAUGCUCGCAUGC
Molecule: messenger RNA, 1426 nt
Organism: Pseudogymnoascus verrucosus
Lineage: Eukaryota; Fungi; Ascomycota; Leotiomycetes; Thelebolales; Thelebolaceae
Gene: TSC10
Product: 3-dehydrosphinganine reductase
Exons: 2
Coding region: 233-1270 (345 amino acids)
Biological process (GO): sphingolipid biosynthetic process
Cellular component (GO): endoplasmic reticulum membrane
Molecular function (GO): 3-dehydrosphinganine reductase activity
Source: RefSeq, a predicted model, not a curated record